This is a messenger RNA of Ochotona curzoniae (black-lipped pika), 898 nucleotides long. Its product is annotated as zinc finger protein 334-like. Bases 462 to 806 code for a protein of 114 amino acids. The transcript has 5 exons. NCBI's taxonomy places the organism in Eukaryota, Metazoa, Chordata, Mammalia, Lagomorpha, Ochotonidae. The record is from RefSeq and is a predicted model, not a curated record. Gene Ontology annotation, biological process: regulation of DNA-templated transcription.
UCUGCUGCAAGAGAAUCCUGGGGCAGUGCAGCCGCUGCCGCCCCGAGAACUUCUCUGUUCAUGAGAGGCUCCGGGCUUUGCAGCCUCUGCUGCCCGUGACCAUGGCCGUCCUCUGCUCGUGAGAGGCCCGGGACAGUGUAGCCCUGCCGCCCCAAGACCUACUCUGCUUGUGAGAGACCCUGGACAGAGAGAAGCCAGGGCCAAUGCAGCCGCUGCCGCCCCGAGACCUGCUCUGCUCGUGAAAGAGGCUCUGGGCAGUGCAGACGCUGCUGCCCGUGACCUCCUCUGCUCGUGAGAGGCCCGAGACAGUGUAGCCCCUGCCGCCCCGAGACCUACUGUGCUCGUAGAAGACGCUCCAGGAUCUGCAGCUCCUGCUGCCUGUGACCGUGCUCCAGCUCAGGAUCCCUCGGAAGGACGCCCGAUUCCUUAGAUGCUGGGAAGUGGUGGAAGAAACCCACUACAUGCUUCCAAGUCUAGAGAACACAACCACACUUUCAGUGUUGGUGUCAUUUGAAGAUGUGGCUGUGGACAUUACCCAGGAGGAAUGGCAGAACAUGGACAAUACUCAGAGGACCCUGUACAGGGAUGUCAUGCUUGAGACCUAUAGCAAUCUGCUGUCCGUGGGGUACUACAUAACAAAACCUGAUGUGAUCUUCAAGUUGGAACAAGAAUCAGUACCAUGGACUGUGGAAAAAUCUGUAAACCAGCAACUUCCAGAUCCUUACAGAAAGAAUGAGCUGCUUAGAACUAAUCAGGAAAAUCAGGAAACCACCUUCAGGCAAGUUGUAAUCACAAAAGUUGUAUAAUAACUUCUAAAAGAGUUGCAUUGCCAAAGAUGCUUAGUUUAAGCUCUGGCCAUAAUUGAAACAUGAUAUGAAAGGGAAAUUCUUAUAAAAAG